AUGAAUUUCAUACUUCAGCUGCCGGCCGAAUUGCUACUCCGCAUUCUGUCAUAUAUGCCUUUGCGGACAGACUUGAGCGCUCUAUCACUCACCUGUCAGAGGCUGCGACCUAUUGCACAGGAGGGCCUUUAUAGUUGCGUCACACUAUAUCUGUCGAGAAGUGGUGAGAGUACAAUCAUACCCUUCGCACGAACCCUUAUGGAGCGACCGGAUUUCGCGAGGAGAGUUGCCGGCUUGAAAAUCUACACGGACCAGCGUCAAAUCGUCCACGGCAGAGACUGUUACCGCAUUGCCGCCUGCCAGUGUGGUCUGGAUGAAACCAAAGACCUAGCUAAGGAUUUCCUUGACACCCUUGGCGUCCACAAGAACUCUUGGUGGAUGUGGUGCAUCAGCAGCAGCUUUGAACCCGCCUUUGCCGGCUUACUGUAUUUCCGUAGCAUUGACGAAGACGCGCGGAGUUCGGGCGUGAUGCAUUUCAUGACUGCUCUGGUGUUCGGCACUCCGGCCUCUGAUUUCGACUACACAACCAUUCUCGGAUUGAAGAAGCUGAAAGAAUUGGUGGUGCCUGCUGGAACAAUAGACUGGCCGCUUGCCAUGCUACCGAGCCUGCGAGUAGUCUUCUUCGACUUUCGGACUCUUUCACCGGAUGCCCUUAUAUCCGGAGCAAAAGGAUCCAAUCCUUCUGCUCUUUCAGCCAACGAAGCGCUGACUUCCAACAUCACCUCCUUCACCAUCGAUUGGGAGCUUAGAGCGUUCUCCCAAUUCCUGGAAGUCGAGAUUGACUAUAUAAAUCAGCUCAGUCGCAGGCUGAUCCAUCUCCAGCACAUAUGUGUGCGCAUUCACGCGGGGGUCGUCGACCCCUCCGAGUGGAUGGUCGAUGGUUCCUACGGGCUCCUAAGUGGGUCCUUCGAUUGCUUCGCUUCUACUCUAGAGUCUUUCGUCAUUCUACCUAUCCUUGAUGAGGACGACUGGACCGAAGAGACGACGCGAUUCUUCCGUUCACUUGAACCCCUCCUAACUCUGCAUCGACUCAGAAAGCUUCGACGCAUUGCUGUGCCCCAGCAAGCAUUCCACAAUCCCACCUUGCCCGCUAUCGAUACCGACGGGAUCGCAGCUAUGACAACGACUAGCCCUGUCGAAUUUCUGCCCGAGAAUGUGGAGUCUCUAGAGAUCUUCGAAGCGGAUACCGCGAUACAGGCGUGGCUGGAACUGUUCUACCAGAGUAUUCUAGCAGGGAGUUUCACUAAGCUGCAACACGUGUACAUCUUUGUCGAGGAUGACUGGCCUUGGGACAAACCGUGGUUUAGGAGCAGGCUAUGGGAUGAUAUCAGGGACACGGGGAUUGGGCUAGAGGUCAAGCCUGUGCGCCACUUCCACGAGUAG
Trematosphaeria pertusa is the source of this 1383-nucleotide messenger RNA. RefSeq lists its product as uncharacterized. The coding region runs from base 1 to 1383 and encodes 460 amino acids. The transcript is spliced from 4 exons. Gene Ontology annotation, molecular function: protein binding. Lineage: Eukaryota; Fungi; Ascomycota; Dothideomycetes; Pleosporales; Trematosphaeriaceae. The record is from RefSeq and is a predicted model, not a curated record.